UUUCUCCCAAAAGUGCCAGUCUAAUAUAUUGGAGACAUUACCAGGAAAUGAGGUUGUUAGGUCUUCUGCUCAAAGCAACCAGACUCUGCAAUGAAAUAUGAACUAUAUCACAGCUAUUGUACUUCUUCAGCUAUUGUACUUCUUAUCUUAAUAUCACAUGUAUUAUGUGACUGUGGCAGCCUGCCCGUCGUGGAAAAUUCAUCAAACAAUGCCACAGUGCAGGGCACAUACCCAGUCGACUAUACUGUGAGAUAUAAGUGUAAUGUGGGGCAUGAGCCAGACGGGACUGUCGUGAUUGUGUGCGGUGGCGGGGGCUGGAUCGGGGAGCUCCGGUGUCGGGAGGUCUACUGCCCAGCUCUCAACCCACCAGACAACGGCAGGAUUUUAGACUCCCCUUCAUACAAAGUUGGCAGCUUUAUCACUUUCAAGUGCAAUGAGGGCUAUAAAUUGAAAGGAUCCAGUAAAUUGCUUUGCCGGACUGACUUACAAUUCGACAGUUCGCCUCCAGUAUGCAAAGUGAAAAUGUGUCCAGAAUUUGGGUCUGUUGAAAAUGGGAGAUUUUUUCAAGAAAAUGCUGGAGGUAUAGAAAAUGACUACGGAAGCGUGAUUAAAGUCACCUGUGAUUCAGGCUACAUUCUUCAUGGUACCUCUCAUGUGAUGUGCCAGGCAGAUGGGACUUGGAGCAAUAGACCAACAUGUAAGGGAAUUUCGUGUCUACCAUUCGAAGGUAUGAACGCAACCUGUAUUGACAAGUUCUUACUCUACAGUACUUUGUACUACAUGACCUGCAGUGAUGCUCCUAACACCAGAGUUGCCGGGACGACUGAAGAUGAGCCGAACGUUUGUCAGAAUGAUGGAACAUGGCAGUUUCAGGAGUUUGCCUGCUACUGCAGCUGUAACAUGACCAAUUACGACAGAAACACCAUGAAGAUCUACAAUCUAAAGGAGGGAUACCUGCCCCACGGUGAGAUCCUUCAUUGGUUGUGUAACCCCGGAUGUACCAAAAAUACGACGAACGAGCUGAUAUGUGUGGACGGAAAUAUGACCAUGCCGCAGUGUGACUGUCACUCUACAACCGAUAGCACCACUUCUGACAAAACGGAUGGAACCACUACGAUGAGCAGUACCACUUCUGGCAACACAGGUGGAACCACUUCGAUGAGCAGGACCCCGUUUGGCAAAACAGAUGAAACCACUUCGAUGAGCAGGACUUCCGCUGGCAAAACAGAUGGGAGCGCUACGAUGAGCCCGGAGACAGCCUCCUCCUUCCCAAUUUGGGCCAUCGUCCUCAUUGUUGUAGGUGUCAGUGGGAUCAUCUUGUUGUUUGUAAUAGUUGCUUUUAAGAGAUAUAAUGAUACAAAAUGGUUGCCAUUAAGAUGGAAAUGAUGCUUGACUGGCAAUGAAUACAGGUGAUGGUAGUGUAAGAAUAAAUGCAGGAGACAAAUCGAAAAAAAUCAUUGAAUCUCAAAAUGCGCCUGUAAAUAUAUAAGUUGUUUAGUACAGUUUGAACUACUGAUGUUUCGAUAAUGGAUUAUAAUCGAAAAUUGAUUGGUUGGGCGUGAAAUUGGCGACAAUCGAUUGUAUUUGGUCAUAAUCGAUCAUCGAUUCAACCGCCGAAUUGUUUUUCUCCUUUCCUCGCAAUAUUUGCGUUCGGGUUAUUUCUGCCAUAUUUUUCUCCUGUGUGUUCAUUUAUGCUUUCGAAAAGCAUUCGGAACUUCUCGGCCAUUUUUAUGGAAAACAACCUCGGAUGUACGCCUGUACAUCAGCUGAAGUUUUUUAAUUAUAUCAUUAAUUAAAUGUAGUGUUUUAGAGUUGUAUUCAUUGAUCUAAGUUUAAAUUGAUUGCCAGUGAAGUGUAUUAUUGCAAACGUAAUUCAGAUUCCCAAAAGUUAAUUUAAGUCAUAAAGCUAAACUGCUAAAUAAAAUUACUACGCGAUCUUCUUGCAGCGGACCUAAACGUACCACUUUUGAGUAUGUCCAAAUACAUCCGAGGUUGUUUACGAUAAAAAUGGCCGAGGAGUUCCGAAUAUUCUGGAAAGGUGUUCUUUCGGAACUCCUCUGCAAUUUUCCAUCGAUAACAACCUUGAAUGUAUGCCGGUUCAUCAGUUGAAGUAGUUCGUAAAAUUUAGAUAAUAGUGUUAAUUAACAGUAACUAUAGUGUUUUAACGUCUAUAUUGUAUUACUAAGUUUCAAAUGAUUGCCAGUGAAGUGUUUAAUUGCAUUAAUAAUUUUGAUUCCCAAAAGUAAAGUCAUGAAGAUAAACUGCUUAUUUAAAAUUACUACGCAAUCUACUUGCAGCGCAGUUAAACUGUAUUGAUUUCUGACAUUGUUAAAGGUCCAUGUACAUCCGAGGUUUAUUUCGAUGGACAACGGCUGAGGAGUUCCAAAUGUUCGGUUCUCAGUUUUUUUAGUCAACAAUAUGGCGGAAAAAAACUGGUUUGAAAAUUGAAUACUUGGUUAGUGUGUCGUGUUUUGAACGGACGGGAGAACAAUAAAGCGUCUAGAACAAGCAAAGAAUAGAGGAUUAGACUAUAAGCUUAAGCCACAGGUUUGCGGCCGCAUGCCAGACAGGCUGAAUAUUGUACAACACCAGACCAUGACAUUGGUGCGACACUAGUCAUAUUUAAUUGCGUAUAAUUGUUGCACCAUAUGUCUUGUUUCUAAGUGCUGGUGAGAUCAGAUUUAGUAAAAGAUGCACUCAGGAAACACGGUAUUUCUACCUUAGGAGACGAUAGCAGAUCAGAGUAAAUAUUUUAGCACUCACCAUAUUUUAGCUAUUAAAUACACGGUAAUAAUCUUGUUAUCAGUAGCUAACAUUUUCCAUAAAAGCAUUAUCUAGUAAGAAGUUAUAGGUUUGUCACUCAGAAUUUAUAUUUGUUAUACAUGUGUCAUGAUGUAUUGAUUUUGAAUAAGAGUGUCACUUUAAUAUUUUGACCAAUGUGCCGAGAUUUUCUUACCGAUCUGAUUUCUUCUUAUUGUAAUGAUACAUUAUGUAUCACAAUCCCAUAAUUUCCCCCUCCAUCAUUUUAACCGCAAAAUGGACAUAUUAGUAACAUGUAGUCGAGUAUUGUAAAAAAAAGUGGAGUUGGCUAAAUUUAUUACAAAAUCGUUCAGUUGUUUCUUUCACUUAAUAUUACGAUGAAUAACUAUUAUUGAGAUUCGAUCUUUAAGAAACUUACUCAUGGUUCCUAACUAUCCCGUAAUGUUUGAUUCAUAAGAAUUUAACUUUUAAACUCUAUUGGCCAAAAGCCAAAAAGGUGACCAUUUUAAGGGAGAUGACCGUUGCCAUCUAUGCCUUCAUUUAUAACCCAAUGUUAACUAAACUGAUACAAUAGUUAGAUAGUGACUUAAUUACUUAAUCAUGGCUUAAUCAUUCCUUCGGAAAACAUUCAGAACCCCCGUGCAUGACUUGAUUUUUGGUAUUGAUAUUGUCAAAAUUGCUGUAUUAUAGGCUGUGAUAUGACCAUCAUUGUUUUCAAAUCUCCACCAAACUAUGGCAGUAGUUAGAUAUCCAUGAGGUAUCGGUUCCUUUCGAAAAAACAGCCAGAACCACCCAUGCAUGACUGGAUUAUGUCCCUUGAUAUUAGCAACAUUUCUGUAUUCGAUAGAGGCUCCAUAUUCACAUUGCAUGUUAUAUGUUACAUGACUGUAAUGGCGCCGCCCACUAACUAACACGAAGUGUUCAAACUGUCACAUAUUACUCAUAUGUUCAUGCUCUGAGUGGAAAAGACCAAAAAGUCAUACCUCUAGAGAACAGGCCCUUGUGGGCCUCUUGUUUAAAGGUAACACCAUUGUUACCGUUAUUGUUGUUAACUGUCAUAUCUUUAAUACUUACGGCAUGCGAUCUGCAGAACGUCUUAUAUUUUUUGGGACAUAUGUUUUAGCUGUGCUUGUUUUAUUUAAAUAUA
This is a messenger RNA of Mya arenaria, 3907 nucleotides long. Its product is annotated as sushi, von Willebrand factor type A, EGF and pentraxin domain-containing protein 1-like. The coding region runs from base 91 to 1386 and encodes 431 amino acids. The record is from RefSeq and is a predicted model, not a curated record. NCBI's taxonomy places the organism in Eukaryota, Metazoa, Mollusca, Bivalvia, Myida, Myidae. The transcript is spliced from 2 exons.